AUGGUGGAUGAAAGUGAACGACAGGUGGAUGAAGGGAGCGUCGUGGAGAAUUUGGAAAAAAAUGGCCAGGAGUUUGAUCAAAUUGUGGACAUAAGAGUGAGGAAGAAAAGAGGAUUUGAUUUAACGUUCAAACUAGCUGUGGUAAAAUAUGCCGAGCAGCACUCCGGAGAAGGAGCGGCCAGACAGUUUCACAUGGAUCUAAAUAGCAUUAGAGAAUGGAAGAAACAAAAAAGUGAAAUGACUUUUCAGGCUGACUCGGAUGGCAAGUGUGCUCGUUUGUCAGGUGGAGGGAGGAAGAAAGUGAGUGAGGAGCUGGAAGCUAAACCGUGUCAGUGGAUUCACCACAUGCGUGGAUGGAACCUCAGAGUUUCCCGCAAAAUGAUUCGAGUUAAGGCCAAGGAGAUGUACGCUGUGGCGGAUGAUAAGAGAGAUGGGGGGGCGUUCGAGGCGAGUGUCAGCUGGCUUUUCAGAUUCCUCCGGCGCAACAACUUUUCUCUUAGGACAAAAACAACUGUUGCACAGAGAGAUGCUCCUAUUGAUUAG
This is a messenger RNA of Xyrichtys novacula (pearly razorfish), 543 nucleotides long. The record is from the annotation of a GenBank genome assembly. NCBI's taxonomy places the organism in Eukaryota, Metazoa, Chordata, Actinopteri, Labriformes, Labridae.